Messenger RNA from Strongylocentrotus purpuratus (purple sea urchin), 5618 nucleotides. RefSeq lists its product as uncharacterized. Lineage: Eukaryota; Metazoa; Echinodermata; Echinoidea; Camarodonta; Strongylocentrotidae. Gene Ontology annotation, cellular component: cytoplasm. Gene Ontology annotation, biological process: tRNA metabolic process; regulation of DNA-templated transcription. Bases 109 to 3597 code for a protein of 1162 amino acids. The transcript has 19 exons. Gene Ontology annotation, molecular function: D-tyrosyl-tRNA(Tyr) deacylase activity. The record is from RefSeq and is a predicted model, not a curated record.
UUGAUCUGCAAUGCUGCUGCCGUACUGUUGUGUGUACUUAUAUCCGGCUUGCGGCAGGGCCCGUUUGCAUUUCGCCUGGAUGGCUACUAAUUUUUAAUAUUAGUCAAAAUGAGGACAGUUAUCCAACGAGUCACCAAAGCGAGUGUAACUGUUGGUGACGAAUUGAUAAGUAGCAUUGGAAGAGGACUCUGUAUUCUGGUGGGGAUAUCAAAAGAUGACACUCCUAAAGAAAGAGAAUACAUAGUCAGGAAGAUUUUGAACCUGAGGGUGUUUGAUGAUGAAAAUGACAAAAGAUGGGCGAAGAGUGUCAAAGACAAACAACUGGAAAUUCUUUGUGUCAGUCAGUUUACACUGUACUCUAUACUGAAGGGCAAUAAACCAGACUUCCAUCAGGCAAUGCCAGGAGACCAAUCACAAACAUACUACAAUGAAUUCCUUGACAUGCUAAGGAAGGAUUAUAAUCCGGAUAAGAUUAAAGAUGGUCAAUUUGGAGCACACAUGCAGGUUCAUAUACAGAAUGACGGACCUGUCACUAUACAGUUAGACUCACCACCAGACUCAGGCAUAAGCACAGGUCAGGAGUCUGCAGGCAAUACAGAUCUGUUACGGCACUCCAGACAGGCCCCGGCUAACCUCAAACGAAAGCAUAGAGGAAUACCAACCAGCUCUGUGGGCUUUACACCAUUGCACUCUGAUCAGGAAACGUUGGAGAAUUCAGAGGGCUAUCUAGCAUGUAGUGUAUGCAGCAAUGGCCUAACUCAUGUGGAUGAACGACAUUUGACAACUACUGUGUGCAGCAACUGUGGCCGGGGGCUCCAUCAAGAUUGCUCUGUGCUUCAUCGGUGUGAUCUAAACUCUGAUAUACAUGGAAUCAAUGACAAUACAGAGAAUACUGCUGUAGACGGCAUCAUGAUACAUGCCCCAGCCAGAGUGUGCGUUGAAUGCCAGCAAGGUGGUGUGAUGGCUAUGUGUGCUGGGUGUGACAAUAACCUCCAUGAGAUGUGUAGAGCUCAACAUGAAUGCCCCGCCUUAGCUCAACACAAACAUCCCACCCUCAGUCAGCUUUUACACAAGAAGUAUUCAAAGUAUGGCCACCGUUCAAAACCACCAGAGGCACAGAAGCCUAAGAAAUCAUUCCGAUUGGAGAGAUGCAAGACAAAGAAGGAUUGCUGCAUCUGUUCCAAUAGAGGUGCAGGCGUUCACAUACGGCGCAGGUCACAAACUGUGUGCUAUUACUGUAAGAGAGGGCUGCAUUGGGAGUGCAGAUUCAGGCACAACUGUGAGCUAAUGACAACAGACCCAGAACAGCUUGCUGAUGGAGGAACUAAUGUGGUCUUUUUGACGGGUGGUAACAGAAAGAGGAGAGAUUGCAUUGUCUGCUCACAACGCAGGCUGGGAAAGCGACAUAGGUCCAGGACUAUAUGCAAGUUUUGCAAGAAAGGCCUGCAUAGGAAAUGUGAACAUAAUCACAUGUGUGCCUGGAUGAAGAAUGAGGAAGAAGUCAAUGAAAAUGAGUUGAAUAGAAUUUCUUCUGGCAGUCAAAAAAAGAAGAGAAAGACAGGAUCUAAGGCCCAGAGCACUUUGCUAGGUAAUAGUAGCAGCCAACUGCAUAUGGCAAAUCAACUAUCAAGUCAUAGCAGUGGCAGGAGCAUCUCCAAUGCAAAUCUCCAACUCAGUGCUCAACCACAACUCAACUCUCACACACAGCUCAACCCUCCCACACAGCUCAACUCUCACACUCAACUCAACUCUCACACUCAACUCAACUCUCACACACAACUCAACUCUCACACGCAGCUCAACCCUCGAAUGCGAUUCCAUACUCAAGAAGGGUUAUUGUCUCAACUCCAGCUGAGACCACAUGAAACUCCAACACAUGCUCACCGGAAUACUCUUGCCCAGACAUCCACUGCUCUUGCCGAGACAUGUAAUAUCAAAGUUGAAAUUGAAGAGGACUGUGAGUUUAUUUCGAAUGCAGCUAACCCUACAGAAGUGGACUCCUCUCAAGGACAUCAUUUCUUACAGGAAGACAUAGAGAGUGAUAGGAAACCAACAGUUGUGAAGAUCCUUGGUGAUGAUGUUAGAGAUGGAAGGAAGGACUGCAUUGUAUGCUCUAGUCGUACCUGCUUCGGCAGGCGUAAGAGGGCCUACACUCAGUGUAGUCUGUGCAAGAAGGGUCUACAUCAUAGGUGUCUUCAGUUCCACGUCUGUGGUCUCAGCAAACAACAUCCAAAGUAUGAUGUCCCAACUGUGAGCUCUGCAGUGGAUAAAGCAACAGUGUUCACCUGGAGUAAUAAGCCUGAUGAUAUGGUAGAGGAAGCCGACGAGUUGAGUGACGGCUUUUCACAGGAAGAUAACCCUGAGGUGGUAGCAAUGUUGGUCAAGUGUGGACCACAAAGCUUAGUAGACUGUAAUGAAUGUGCCUACCAUGAUGGAAACAAGAAGAUGACCCAUCUCAUGUGCAAUGUAUGUGGUAUAGGGGUCCACAGGAAAUGCUUCUAUCGCCAUCAGUGCUUUAGGGACGAGGAGAACACAGAAAGGCAUGCGCCUAACUUGAACACAGGCACGUUUGUUGGGGAGAGACCAUUAGUGGUACGGAUAGAGAGCUGUGAGGUGAAAGAUGGAAGAAAAGCAUGUGAUGUUUGUUCAGGAAAGAAGCGGGAUGGGAAGAGAAAUAGAUCAAGAACACAGUGUGCUGUCUGUAGGAGAGGUCUACAUGUCAGGUGCCUUGCCCAACAUAUCUGCCCUGGGAGCAACGUUAGCAAUGCACAAGAUUCAUCCUUCACUGCUUUAACUGAAGCCACGAUGCCAAUGACCAUUUCAAACGAUGAAGAGAUGAAUGAUGUAGAACCAUCACUAGAACCUUGUCAGCAGGAUCUCUCAACACCCUCUACAUCCAAUGCAAACUUCAUUGAUGGUGAUCAUUCUCCAGUGCCUAUGAAAGACCGAAAAAAUAAGGACUCUAAUCUUCUAAAGACAGGCCAAGACAAAUUCUGUACGGUAUGCCAUUCUGGCCAGAAAACCAGGAUGGCAUGCCUUGUCUGUAAGGAGAACGUUCACCUAAGAUGUGAGUGGCGCCAUUACUGCAAGUUCAAUGAUACUUCCAAAGGAAACACAGUGUCUGGAACCAAGACGCCCGUUGCUGUGGUCAAAGCACAACCCAAGGACAAGAAGGUAGAGAAGGCAACCAAGUAUGUGUCUAACUUCACAGAGACUUUCCAAGAUCAGCCUGAUACUCAAAUACAGUUCAUUGAUUCAAUCAACAAAGGAACACAGGGCAGCAUCAGUGUGGCGGAGAUGAUGCUAUCAGUCACCGGUCUACUGUCAGGUCAGAGAGAGCUGUUAUGUAGUCUGACUGGAUUCCUUCCUCCUGGUCACACUGUUGGCAUCCAGAACAAUGACCCUACACAGGUCAUUGUACGCAUACCAGGUCAGAGGUCAGCUCUCAACAGGCAGGAGCUGACAGAGUUUGUGGACUCAAUUAGGAGUAACUCUGCAUCGGCUGUUCCUGAAGAACAGAGGGCACCCUCAGACAUGACAGCAGGGUUGAGUGAACUUAUAUCCCAGUUUGAUAAACUAUCAACGACGCAGUCAUAGUUGUAUGAAUAGAAGCAGUGUAGUCUAUUAACUUUCAAUGUGUGUAGUAGUUGGAAUUUUAGCUUUUAAGUUUAUUAGUACUAAUACUAAAGUAGAAAGAUAACGUGCAUGUAAUUUAAAAUAUCCUAAUUUAUAAUCAUUGAAAUGGAAGGUCACAUUGUAACCAACAAUGUGCAUUCUGUAUUGACUUCUGUUAAAUCUUGCUAGCAAUAUUUUCCUUCUCAGUUGUGCAAAAGCUAUCAAUACUGCAUAAACUGUUGCAAGGCCUUUUUUGAAAGCACUAAUAUCUCGUAAUAUCUACAUGGAAAUGCAAUUAUUGUCUUUAGAAAAAAUUAGUAGAAAAAUUAAAUGGGAUUGGAUGAAUUUGCUUACAUGCAGGUAUUUAGGUUCACCUUGGAUUGAAUAUAUUCUGAGGGUGUUUGAGAUUACCUCAUAUUUGAAUGCAGUACAGUCACAUGGAACCUCUUACAUCAAGGGCAAAACAUGUUUUGGUGAUUGGUCCAUUUUAAGUGUAGCUGUGUCAGGUAUGGUGUGAACAUUGUUCCGGCACUGGGCCAGUCAAGGACAUUCAGGCAGGUUGAUCCGGAGGAGAGGCCCGGAUGCAACCCUAUAGACAAAGGAGUAUGGACGGCCUAGCACAAUUUUUUGGAUUUGAAACAUAUAAAUGAAUAAACAAGGGAAGGGGGGGGGUAAUUGGUGUUGAAGGGAACCGUAGCGUGACAAAUUAUAGAGCUUAUACAGACCAUCAAGUGCUUACUGAAUGUGGGAUUGACUCAUGGUGUACAGCUUACCUUGUCAGUGUAUCACAAAUUAAUUUGCAUUGAACAAACUUAUUAUUGGAAAGAAGUGACGCCACGUGUUUGACCAAACGGGCUCUUUGCCAGUUAAUUGCGUCUGUGUGGUGUCUGUGUCAUGUUUAUUUAGAUGUACAUGCAUUCAUAUUCUUGUUUGGUCGAAUGGAAUUGACUCCUCGAAUGCAGUCGGCAUUAUUGUUAUAUUAACCCUUCCCCCCAAAAAAUAUUUUAAAAAAUAAAAAUAAAAAUGGGCACUGUACGAUAGAUGCAUUGCCUUUCUUGUCUCUUCUUUUUGUACAGAAUGCCUAACCACAGCAAAAGAUAAAACCGUUGUUAUAUUUGUAAUGUGCAUGUGUUGUCUGAACCUUCUUAUCAGCCAUUAUUCUUUCUCAAUCACACUCUUUACCUUCUGUCUCUUCAUCUCUCUCUCUCUCUCUCUCUUCUCUCUCCCUCUCUCUCUCCCUCUCUUUGUACUUCCCUUAUCUCACUUCAUGUAGAGUUCUGACUUUCUGUGAAUAUUUAUUUCAUCACAAAAGAGGUAUAGGUCAGUAUUUGUGCUGAAGAUGUUUUGUCUCGUAAUGUUGUAAAAUAGAUGCUUUGUAGCUGCUCUUAUAUGGGGUGCUUAUAUUAGCUCUGGUGCGACAAUAAUAGGGACUUUUAGAUUUGCACGACGAGAAUGUGGACUGCAACAUGUGACCUCCUUUUAAGGCACUGCCAUGUACUAAAAAGGAUGUCACAUGUGACUGCCAGUGCCUUAAAAGGACGUAACACGUCCACGCCAUCUAAAAGCCCCUAUUGUCGUCGUGGACAACCAUGUCAAAGAAUGUUGAUUUUCCCCGGAUUAAAAAAGUGUGAUCCGUUAUGGGUAAAGAGGUACGCGGAGCUACCCCGAACUUUUCACGAUCUUCGCCCAGUCAGUUCGGGUGGUGGCACCCUAGUUAACUCCACAAAGUAUGACGUAAAUGAUGAAUCGAAUCAAAUAGCAAGGAUAACACCUCAUUUAACAGUACUUUGAAUGCCAUGUCAUACAUUGUAUUCCAUAUGUUGGUGCAUGUAUGCUAUUACCAAUAUUUUUAUUUCCUUUGUUCUGCCGCUACCCUGAAUCUACAGAUUUUUUAAUUGUAUACAGUGACUUAUUUCUUUUGAGAUGGGUUUAUUUGCUAAUAAAAAAUAUGAGUGAUGGGUGUCGUAUUGAUGUAUUCAAUAAAAUACGAAACAGAUACCGUA